AUGUUGCGUGGACCGGCAACUUUUUUCCAAGUGUCUGUUUCGCAAACCCGUCCGAUCAAGCACCAGAGCCUCAGCGAGGCUCACGAGGUGGUCAACACGUCUGACUCUCACCCCAGGCUUUACUUCCUUGUCCCACCCGACGUUUAUCCGGCCUUCAAAUCCCAGCAGUAUCAUGCCGAAGACGGGAAACUGUUCGAGGGACCCCUUGGCAAAGUCGGCUGUGUACAGCAGUGGGCUUUGAUGAUUCCGAUGCCAGGCGAGCAGAUGGCCGGAGGACCUGACGAGGAACAGCAUGCUGCAAAAAAAAAACGGAAGCCUCAUUGA
Molecule: messenger RNA, 324 nt
Organism: Puccinia triticina
Lineage: Eukaryota; Fungi; Basidiomycota; Pucciniomycetes; Pucciniales; Pucciniaceae
Exons: 1
Coding region: 1-324 (107 amino acids)
Source: RefSeq, a predicted model, not a curated record